AUGGCCGACUACGGCCAUGAUCCCACAGAGGUUGCAGUCCCCUACCAGGCCUUCAAAGAUGCAGGAUUCGACGUAAACUUUACAACCGAAACGGGUUCAAUGCCCCGCUGCGAUGCCCGGAUGCUCGAGGGCCUCUCCCAGAAGCUUCUUGGCGCCGCGGCCUCCACGAAAAAGCUCUAUGAUGCUAUGGUCAAAUCCGCCGAAAUGCAGGACCCCUUGUCCUGGACUUCCCCGGGCUUUACGCUCGAUGAUUUCGACAUUGUGCAUAUUCCUGGCGGUCACGAUAAGGAAGUCAGGCAGCUCAUGGACUCGACCACUGCUCAAAAGCUACUGGCCGACUACUUUCCCCAGACCAAAAAGCCGGGCAAGAAGAUUGUCUCGGCUAUCUGCCACGGCCCGCUGGUGCUCUGCAACACCAAGGGUCAGGACGGCAACAGUGUCUUGUACCAUUGUACGACGACGGCCUUGCCCGGAUGCUUCGAGUCGCUGGCGUACCAGGGAACCAGGCUGUUUCUGGGCGAUUACUACAAGACGUAUGGUGCGGGCACGGAGAACGUCGAGGAUUCGAUGCGCAAAGCGGUGAAAGAUCCCAGUCAGUUCAAGAGCAGCUGGGUGCCCAACCGACCGUUCGUCUUCGUCGUGGAAGACACAGAGUACAACUACAUCAGCGCACGCUUUCCACCCGAUGCGGCAAAACUAGCCGAAAUGACUGUCAACCUUGCCCAUCUCGUCCACGUUCAAGGCUUCAAGGGUCAAGACCCGACUCCGGCAUAA
Molecule: messenger RNA, 774 nt
Organism: Colletotrichum phormii
Lineage: Eukaryota; Fungi; Ascomycota; Sordariomycetes; Glomerellales; Glomerellaceae
Product: ThiJ/PfpI family protein
Exons: 5
Coding region: 1-774 (257 amino acids)
Source: RefSeq, a predicted model, not a curated record